AAGCAGCUACAAAAGCAGCUGGCGACCAAGACAAAAGAGCCUGAAGAAAAACCAGCUGAAACUGAAAAGCAGCUCCAGGAUGAGAAGAGGAGGAGGGAGGAAGCUGAAAAACAAAGGGAGAGCAUACAGAAAGAGAAUGAGAACAUCAAAGAGGCAGCUGACAGGAACAAAGAGGAGCUGAAGGAAACUCAAGAAAAGUUGGAAAAAAGGAAUGCUGAGAACAGGGAUCUGAAGAAAGAAGUCGAGAAGCUCAAAGAGGAGAAGCAGAGGAUUGAGGACGAAAAGAAGCAGCUACAAAAGCAGCUGGCGACCAAGACAAAAGAGGUCGAGAAGCUCAAAGAGGAGAAGCAGAGGAGUGAGGACGACAAGAAGAAGCUGCAGAAGGAGCUGGAGACAAAGACAAAGGAGCAGCCUCACCAUGAGCAGAAGAUAGCAGAGGAAGCUGAGAAAAACCUGGAGGAGCGCGAUAACACCAGUACUGCCAAUCAAGGACCAUGAGGAAAGGUUACUGUCCAUCACACCAAAAUGCUGAUCAGUAAAUAAUGCUGUAACAUUAAACAUCAGGAACAGCACGACUCAGAUCUUCCUGUAAAAACACAUGUUGUAGUGACGUCCAGUGAACACGAGAUCACAUCACAUCCUGAUCUGAAAUCAACAAAAUGAGACUUUUUUUAUUAAUGUUGAAUCAAAUCUUGUUACAUUUUUGUUUUUCUGGUAUUUUCAACAAUUCAGAACACUUUUUGUCUGAAAGUUCUGAACUCAAGACAAAGACUAAAAUAAUUUAAACUCUAAACCAAAGUGUGAGUUUAUGUAACUCUGAAACCUUUUUAUUUAUUUUUGCUGAAUUGAAAAUGUAUAUUAAAAAGUAGAAUUUUUUUUGUUAUCCUUUGUCGUGUUGUUAUUCAGUGUUUUAUGUCAAUUUAAGAUUCUCCGUUCCAUGUUUGUGUAAUAAAGAGAUAAAAUGCCAUAAAUUCAAAUAUGCUUUUUUCAGAUAAAACUUUUUAUUAUAUAUAUAAAUAUACAAAUUUGAUUUAUGUGUGAUGUUGAGUGAUGUUUGUACAUCUCUUGACAUUUUGCUAGAUUAUUUGUGCUACAGGAUAUGUAAAUAACUGAAUCUCUUCUCCUCUAACAAGUGAUUAAAG
Micropterus salmoides (largemouth bass) is the source of this 1142-nucleotide messenger RNA. RefSeq names its product myb-like protein X. The record is from RefSeq and is a predicted model, not a curated record. Lineage: Eukaryota; Metazoa; Chordata; Actinopteri; Centrarchiformes; Centrarchidae.